AGUGUCACCAACUUAUUAUUUAACUCGCCAUCCCUGGUAGUGACGUUUUCCAACACCUGCACCGGCGGCGUCACUUUUUCGGCUUUUCUAUAUCGCCAAUUUGCAAUUUUGUUGCCAAAAUUAAGAAAAAGGAAAGCUUAAAUACAGAAAAUGGCAGCAGCUAUCGAUGGUGUUUUCCCGGCCACAUUGCAGGAGCUGGUAAAGAAGUCCAAGGUCCUGGUCGUGGGCGCCGGCGGAAUCGGCUGCGAGGUGCUCAAAAACCUUGUGCUCAGCGGCUUUACAGAUAUUGAAAUUAUUGAUCUGGACACUAUUGAUCUGAGCAACUUGAACCGACAGUUCCUCUUCCAUCGCGAGCACGUUGGAAAAUCUAAGGCACGGGUGGCUAGGGAAAGCGCACUGAGCUUCAAUCCGGAUGCAAAGAUAACCGCUUACCAUGACAGUGUUACAUCUACUGAUUAUGGCGUCAACUUCUUUAAGAAGUUCGAUUUGGUGCUCAGCGCGUUGGACAACAGGGCCGCUAGGAACCAUGUAAAUCGCAUGUGUCUGAAUGCGGAUGUCCCGCUAAUAGAGAGCGGUACCGCCGGCUACAAUGGCCAAGUGGAACUGAUCAAGCGUGGCCUCACCCAGUGCUACGAGUGCACGCCGAAGGACAAACAGCGAAGCUUUCCUGGGUGCACCAUACGCAAUACGCCCUCCGAACCGAUUCACUGCAUUGUCUGGGCAAAACAUCUCUUUAAUCAACUCUUUGGUGAGUCCUUGGAAGAUGAGGAUAUUUCUCCUGAUGCUGCUGAUCCCGAUGCGAAGGAAAAAGACGGAGACGGUGAGCCCAAAAAGGACGAUGAGAAUGAAAAGGAGAAGGGCGAAGAGUCAAAGGAGGAAAAGGAGGCCAAGGAGGAUACUGCCAACGGCAACAUAGUGCGGAUAAACACCCGCCAAUGGGCUAGGGACUGCAACUACGAUGCAGGCAAGCUGUUCAACAAGUUCUUUAACGAAGACAUUACCUACUUGUUGCGCAUGUCGAAUUUGUGGAAGACCCGCAAGGCACCCGUGCCCGUGCAGUGGGAUACCCUGCAGUCUGAAGGCUCCUCCGGCGAUCAGAAGGAUGUGGCCAAGCAGCACCACAAGGUCUGGUCUAUCGAGGAGUGCGCUCAGGUCUUUGCCAAUUCCUUAAAAGAGUUAAGCGGUACCUUCCUAAAACUCGAAGGCGACGAUACUCUGGCUUGGGACAAGGACGAUCAGCCGGCCAUGGAUUUCGUCGCGGCAUGCGCAAACGUGAGAUCCCACAUCUUCGAUAUUGAGCGAAAGUCAAGGUUCGAGAUUAAGUCAAUGGCGGGUAACAUCAUUCCUGCUAUUGCCACAACAAAUGCGAUUACGGCGGGUAUUUCCGUGAUGCGGUCUUUCAAGGUGCUGGAGGCCAAAUGGGAGCAGUGCAAGGCUGUCUAUGCACGACUUAGACCAAAUGCACGAAAUCACUUCCUUGUCCCGGACGCCUCUCUCCCAGGUCCCAAUCCCAACUGCUAUGUAUGCGCCAGCGACCCGGCCAUUACUCUCAAGAUCGACACCAAGCGCUUGCGUAUAAAGGAGCUGCGUGACGAGGUCCUGGUUAAGACGCUCAACAUGUUGAAUCCGGAUGUGACUGUGGAGAGCAGUGGCUCCAUUCUAAUCUCCUCAGAGGAGGGAGAGACGGAAUGCAACGAGGGCAAGCUCCUAAGCGAAUUGAACAUCGUAGAUGGUGUGAUCCUCAAGUGCGAUGACUUCUUCCAGAACUACGAGUUGAGUAUUAUCAUAUCCCACUUUGAUGCGGAGCGAGACGAAAAUUUGUUCGAAGUUGUGGCAGAUGCCUCGCAGCUGAAGCCAAAGGAUGAGGAGCAGAAGAAGGACACAGUGGAAGCCAAGGAGGAUGAUCAAAAAACGGCUACGAAACGUUCUGCCAACGGGGAAGAAGACUCAAAAGACGAUGGUCCCUCUACCUCGAAGCGCAGCCGACCAACCGAAGUGGUUGAGGAGGAUGACGAUGACUGUCUGGUAAUCGAGGAAGACGAGGACCAAGCAGAAGUUGUUAUCGUGGCCACAGACAAACUCUCUGUACAGAGCCCGCCAAAGUCGGGCGCUAAGCGCAAGCCAUGUGAAGUAAUUGAGGAUGAGGAUAUCACCGAGAUUUUGGAUUCAUCUGACGACGAACCCGCGGGACCAACCAAGUGCAAACGUUCCCGCCUGGACGAGUCAUCCUCGAAUCCCGUGGAAGUCAUCAGUAUCGAUUAAUAAAAAAAGUCUUUAUUCGAAUACGUUUUGAACUGCGCACUAAAAUAUGCUCUGAAUUCCUUUAAUUGCAUUCUGAUAAAAAAAAAAUUUAUAUGGAUCAUAAAA
Molecule: messenger RNA, 2367 nt
Organism: Drosophila erecta
Lineage: Eukaryota; Metazoa; Arthropoda; Insecta; Diptera; Drosophilidae
Gene: Uba2
Product: SUMO-activating enzyme subunit 2
Exons: 4
Coding region: 151-2262 (703 amino acids)
Biological process (GO): protein sumoylation
Cellular component (GO): cytoplasm; SUMO activating enzyme complex
Molecular function (GO): SUMO activating enzyme activity
Source: RefSeq, a predicted model, not a curated record